Messenger RNA from Enhydra lutris kenyoni (northern sea otter), 2230 nucleotides. It is a transcript of the gene POFUT4, whose product is annotated as fucosyltransferase 11. The record is from RefSeq and is a predicted model, not a curated record. NCBI's taxonomy places the organism in Eukaryota, Metazoa, Chordata, Mammalia, Carnivora, Mustelidae. Bases 23 to 1504 code for a protein of 493 amino acids. Gene Ontology annotation, cellular component: Golgi membrane. The transcript has 3 exons. Gene Ontology annotation, molecular function: alpha-(1->3)-fucosyltransferase activity.
UAGGGGGCAGCUGCCAGUGGACAUGGCGGCGGGCUGCAGCGGGGUUGCGCUUGCUGUCUUUGGAGUGCUUAGUAUUUGUACGGUCAGCGGCUCUGGGCCCGUGGCUGAGAGGGAGACCAGCAGGGAGGCGGGCUGGACGGAGCCAUGGGAUGGUGCGGUUUUCCGGCCGCCCUCAGCGCUGGGCGCGGUCGGGGUGGCGCGCAGUCCAGGGACCCCGCGGCCAGGGAGGGAGGAGGCGGUGGACUUGCCGGUGCUGCUGUGGUGGAGCCCAGGCCUAUUUCCUCACUUCCCGGGCGACUCGGAGCGCAUCGAGUGCGCGCGUGGUGCGUGCCUGGCGUCCCGGGACCGCCGGGUGCGGUGGCACUCACGGACGCGCGCGCUGCUCUUUUACGGCACUGACUUUCGCGCGUCUGAGGCGCCGCUGCCGCGCCUGGCACAUCAGAGCUGGGCGCUUCUGCACGAGGAGUCACCCCUCAACAACUUCGUGCUGAGCCACGGGCCCGGCAUCCGCCUCUUCAAUCUCACUGCCACUUUCAGCCGCCAUUCGGACUACCCGCUGGCGCUGCAGUGGCUGCCCGGGACCGCCUACCUGCGCCGCGCGGCGCCUCCGCUACAGGAGCGCGCAGAGUGGCGCCGCCGCGGCUACGCGCCUUUGCUCUAUCUGCAGUCCCACUGCGACGUGCCUGCGGACCGGGACCGCUACGUGCGCGAGCUGAUGCGUUACAUCCCGGUGGACUCCUAUGGGAAAUGCCUGCAAAAUCGGGAGCUGCCCACUCCGCGGUUACGGGACACAGCCACAGCCACCACCGAGGAUCCAGAGCUUUUGGCCUUCUUGUCUCGCUAUAAGUUCCACUUGGCCCUCGAAAAUGCCAUCUGUGAUGACUACAUGACAGAAAAACUGUGGCGCCCCAUGCAUCUCGGGGCUGUGCCUGUGUAUCGCGGCUCUCCUUCUGUGAGGGACUGGAUGCCCAACAAUCACUCCAUCAUCCUCAUUGAUGAUUUUGAGUCACCACAGAAGCUGGCAGAAUUUAUUGACUUUCUGGACAAGAAUGAUGAGGAAUACAUGAAAUACCUGGCAUAUAAGCAACCUGGGGGCAUCACCAACCAGUUCCUUCUGGAUAGUCUGAAGCAUCGGGAGUGGGGAGUGAAUGAUCCUUUGCUGCCUAACUACCUCAAUGGCUUCGAGUGUUUCGUCUGUGACCAUGAACUGGCUCGGCUGGAGGUCGAGAAAGCUCACGCAGCCUCUCCUGAGGAUGUCCCUGGCCCUGAACCUCACAUUGCCCAGCCCUCACACAUGGAUUGCCCAGUGCCCACACCUGGUUUUGGCAGUGUGGAAGAGAUUCCUGAGAAUGACAGCUGGAAGGAGAUGUGGCUGCAAGAUUAUUGGCAAGGUCUGGACCAGGGGGAAGCUCUCACUGCCAUGAUCCACAACAAUGAGACAAAGCAGAUGAAAUUUUGGGAUUAUCUACAUGAGAUCUUCAUGAAAAGGAACAAAAAUCUCUAAUUAUCCUUGCAAGAGCCUUUAACUUGGUAGAGUUAAGGAGACAGAAGUCCUUAUUCUACUAUCGGACAUGAGGGGCGUCUGCUGCACAACCUUAAUGAACACUGUCUUAUCAUGAGUUCAAGGAGUUCCAUUUAUAGCCACUGAUAUUUUAUCCUAAUGUUGUGUACCCACUGUCUCAGCUUGUGGUAAUAGGGCCUGUCUUCAAGGAGAGGUGGAGGUCUCCAGUUCUUGGAUUAAUGGGAAGCAAAAGCCUGAAACACCCACUUGUUUCAAAGUGCUGAUUGAACAGAAUUGUAAAAGAACUGCAUCUUUUUCUAGCCAUCUCAUUCUCUCAACUGUGAUUGGAACAACACCUUGGUACUUGUCUAAGAAUGAGGUAAGAUGGGUCAGAUUUAAGGUCUUAAAACUUUGAUGCUAUUUUUUAAAACUCUUCAUUAUUCAGUACCUUUCCUAAUCUGUUUUCCUCAUAUCCUGCUUUAUAACCUGUUAGGUUGGUGGUGAAGCAGAACUCUUGGUGGGUUGUAUUCUGGUUCUUAGAGUUGUAUUUUUAAUAUCAUUUGCUUGUCUUUGAUGUCAAACUUCUUAUUUUAAAUGGAUUUUUCUUUCUUGGUUUUCCACAGUAGCUGAUGAAGAUGCAGGAGCCUUGCCACCAUCCCCACACUCAUUCUCCCCUUGCCACCAUCCCCACACUCAUUCUCCCCUGCAUUAAACUGGCUAUAGACUUGA